AUGACAUCAAAACGCAAAGCCACCGACUCGCAGAAUGACGGUCUUGCCUCGACACCAAAGCGUCCGAGAGUGGCAGCGACGAAGGAGCCGCGAAGACAACCUCCCAACGUCGCCAGUAAUAGGGAUGCUAAAACCACGAGUGCUCCUUCUCUCCUACAAACACGGCCCUGGCUCACGCGUGCUCAACCGAUAUCCGAACAAGAUCUCUUCAUCCUGCACUGUCGCGACAAUCUGGUUCCCGGCGCGACUGGGCCAAAAGACUGGCAUGUCCUGGCCGAAGAGUUUAACGCACGAUUCGACCACGAGUUGAAGAAGCCACUGGCCUAUAACACGUUGAGUAAGCGAUGUGGAGCCGCGAGGAAGUUGUUUUUGAAAAACAACCCGGAAUAUGUCGGGGUCUGCGUUUACCCAGUUCCACAAGUAGAAACUGGGGCAGAGGAAAAAUCUCAAGGCUCAGACACGGUCAACUCUGAAGGAGAUGACGAUGAAAGCGAUACAGAGGAGGAGAAUGCGCAUGCCAUGCCAAGCGGCAAGACCGCGGAACCGCAAGGAAGAUCUGCCACUCAACAUCUGGAAACCGAAGUCGCGACACUGCCAGCCCACAAACUCCCGACGCCUAUAUCAUCGAGCCCGCCGGCCCUUAGGAAACAUUCAUCAACUUCCAAAAUUACCACUCUCCCUCCAGGUUUCUUCAACCCCUCUACCGUGGAAGAAAGUUACGUCCUGCCUAAUACCCGCGCGAAAUUCCACCUCCAGCAGCGCACAGACGAAAGAGUCACGUUUCGCUUCUCCGGCCCACACGAACAAAGCAUAGCCAACGAAGAUGCACAAUACGUCGACACAAACACGCUGCUUUCCAUUUCACCAUUUUACGCACGAACAGCAGCAGAAGAUCCCAGGAAUACCAUCAUCACCGUCCCAGAUUAUAUCACUACACGAACAGUGAACAUCUUCAUCCAGCUCAUCUCGCCGGAGCGCGCGAAUGAGCUGCCCACACACCAACUCUGGUCAGUGAAGAAACCUGUUUCAGGCGUGUACGAUCGCUAUGGGGCGAUACGUGUGGAGAAGAUCAUCUGGAGUAUAGACGCCCUUCUUGAUCUUCUGCUCUUCGCGCAGUGGAUGGAAGUGUACUGGGUUGUCGAUAUGUUGGUUGAUCGACUGCACUUCCUAUUUGCUGAAGAAGCUAGAUAUGAAGACAUCUUUGCAGACAUGGGUAAGCCUGUCGAUGGUUACGUCAAUAUUGGUGGUCGGCAGGUGUUCGUUGGAAGUAAACUGCCACCCGUGGACAACACGCUGGCUCGCGUGACAGCCAAAGACUUCGAGAGGGACUUCAUGGUACUGUUAGCCGAGAUGUCAGCAACAGGCUCGGAAACUUGCUACACCGCCCACCGCGUCCAUUCGGCUACCCAUAACAUCGAUGCCCUAUACGCUUCGUCAUCUCCCAAAGCACUGAUCCGUCUCUCCGAAGGACUUGACUCAACAAGCAGUCUGACUAGCAUCAUGUACUCCAGCACCAGCAAUGCCAGUAAGCUGAAGCAUGACAACUCGACACAAUCGAUGCUAGAUACAGAGAAGAUGGUGUUGGACAUGGAAAGUCGUCUGUACGAGGCGAAGAUGGCGCUGCAGAGGGCGCGAGAAGCUGGUGAAGACGAGAAGAAGGCUGCCAUGAAUGAAGCGAAUAGGAUCGCGCGGUCGAUGUGCAGUCACGAGCCGUCCGCGAAGGGGCAGUGA
Molecule: messenger RNA, 1731 nt
Organism: Alternaria arbusti
Lineage: Eukaryota; Fungi; Ascomycota; Dothideomycetes; Pleosporales; Pleosporaceae
Exons: 2
Coding region: 1-1731 (576 amino acids)
Source: RefSeq, a predicted model, not a curated record